This is a messenger RNA of Solenopsis invicta (red fire ant), 1993 nucleotides long. It is a transcript of the gene Moe, whose product is annotated as moesin/ezrin/radixin homolog 1. Gene Ontology annotation, cellular component: adherens junction; microvillus; plasma membrane. Gene Ontology annotation, molecular function: cell adhesion molecule binding; actin binding. The coding region runs from base 275 to 1993 and encodes 572 amino acids. The record is from RefSeq and is a predicted model, not a curated record. Gene Ontology annotation, biological process: positive regulation of early endosome to late endosome transport; regulation of organelle assembly; regulation of cell shape. Lineage: Eukaryota; Metazoa; Arthropoda; Insecta; Hymenoptera; Formicidae. The transcript has 10 exons.
UCGUACAGUACGGACGGACGGACAGGCGGCGGCGGCCAUAUUAUCAGUGAGGUGUCAGGUGUCAGUAUUUUCUGAACGUGACGGGAUUUUUGGGUGUGGAUCGCGCGAUUUCCUGUUUCGCCGGCUGUCGCGGGGUUAGUAGCGCGAGCGCCAGGCGGGCCGUCGUCGUGGAUGCGGUGCGGCACACACGUGUCACGGGAUCCUCGGGGUGCGUGCAAGCAGAGAAUCAGAGGGAUAGUUCCGCUGUUUAGUACGAGAGAACACAGCUGCCACGAUGCCGAAGUCGAUGAACGUGAGGGUGACGACGAUGGACGCGGAGUUGGAGUUCGCGAUCCAGCAAACGACCACCGGGAAGCAACUGUUUGACCAGGUCGUCAAGACGAUCGGGCUGCGCGAGGUGUGGUUCUUCGGCCUCCAGUACACCGACAAUAAGGGCGACCUCACCUGGAUUAAGCUCUACAAGAAGGUGAUGAACCAGGAAGUCAAGAAGGAGACUCCACUCCAGUUCAAGUUCCGUGCAAAAUUCUAUCCCGAAGACGUCGCCGAGGAACUGAUACAAGACAUUACACUGCGACUUUUUUACCUCCAGGUGAAGAACGCUAUUCUUACGGAUGAAAUAUACUGCCCACCGGAAACAUCCGUUCUAUUGGCUUCGUAUGCCGUUCAAGCGAGACAUGGAGAUUAUCAAAAGGGUAACCAUCCAGCUGGCUUCCUGGCAAACGAUCGGCUGUUACCACAGCGUGUUGUGGACCAACAUAAAAUGAGCAAAGAGGAAUGGGACAGUUCGAUUACAAACUGGUGGCAGGAACAUCGUGGUAUGUUGCGAGAGGACGCCAUGAUGGAGUAUCUGAAAAUUGCUCAGGACUUAGAGAUGUAUGGUGUGAAUUACUUUGAAAUUCGCAACAAGAAGGGCACAGACCUUUGGUUGGGUGUGGAUGCUUUAGGUUUGAACAUCUACGAGAAGGACGAUAAGCUCACGCCGAAAAUCGGCUUCCCCUGGUCCGAGAUACGGAAUAUCUCGUUCAACGAUAAGAAAUUCAUAAUCAAGCCAAUCGACAAGAAGGCACCGGACUUUGUAUUUUUCGCCGCCAGAGUUAAGAUUAACAAGCGAAUUCUUGCGCUAUGCAUGGGCAAUCACGAGCUUUACAUGCGCAGACGUAAGCCGGACACGAUCGACGUGCAGCAGAUGAAGGCUCAAGCCAGAGACGAAAAGAUGGCGAAACAGCAACAGAGAGAGAAACUGCAACUGGAGAUAGCCGCCCGAGAACGCGCGGAGAAGAAACAGCAGGAAUAUGAAGAGAGGCUAAGAAACAUGGCAGAGGAAAUGGAUAGGCGGCAGGCUGAGUUGAAUGAAGCUCAGGAAAUGAUUCGGCGCUUGGAGGAGCAGUUGAAGCAAUUGCAGGCUGCCAAGGAAGAACUAGAGAAUCGUCAGAAGGAAUUGACAGUGAUGAUGGAAAAGUUGGAACUCUCGCAUGAAAUGGAGGCUGCAGAACGUGCUAAACUCGAACAGGAGAUAAAAGCCAAGCAGGAAGAGGUACAACGCAUACAAUCGGAGGUGGAGGCUAAGGACUUGGAAGCCAGGAGAUUACAGGCUGAGUUCGAAGCCGCCAAGUAUAGACAAGAAGAAGCUGACAGGCAAUAUCAGGCCAAUCAAACCCCGCAUCAUCAUCAUGUUGAGGAGAACGAAGAAGGCGAGGAGGAAGGUGAAGACGAGGUUCCUCAAGGAGAUGUGACUAAGGACCUCGCGACCGACGAAUCAAUAAUCGAUCCUGUCGAAGAGCGACGCACUUUAGCAGAGAGAAACGAACGUCUCCAUGAUCAAUUAAAGGCAUUGAAGCAAGAUCUUGCCCAGUCACGCGAUGAGUCCAAGGAGACGGUGAUGGACAAGAUUCACAGGGAAAAUGUGCGCCAGGGCCGCGACAAAUACAAAACUCUUCGUGAGAUUCGUAAGGGCAACACCAAACGCCGUGUCGAUCAGUUCGAGAACAUGUAA